Auanema sp. JU1783 is the source of this 471-nucleotide messenger RNA. The record is from the annotation of a GenBank genome assembly. Lineage: Eukaryota; Metazoa; Nematoda; Chromadorea; Rhabditida; Rhabditidae.
AUGAGCACUAGUCUUUCCCAGCCUGUCAACCAGAUAAUCAGCUAUCCUUGUUCCAGAUUCUUCUUUACUUUGCUGCCUUAUGCUUUGCUCAAUCUCCUGGCUUCUAGCCAAUUGUUAAUGCUAGAGGAUCAGGGGAAGUCGACGCAGUCUGCUCAGUUCCUAGCCAAUCAGCGUAGAAUUACUGUCGGUAUCAUUUACUUUGGAGCUGUCGAGUUAGGCUGGGUGGGUGGUCCUGUUGUGAUAAUUGGCUCUUGUAUCAUUUUCCAUAUCGGCAACUACGUCGUCUCUCAUUGUUCAUUAGUUUUACUAUGCUUUUAUCCAAUAUCUGGUCCUUACUAUGUGUUGAUGUCCAACGUCGACUACAACAAGAGGGUGAAAGAGAUAAUGAAGAACAUCCGCUCUAAGCUCUGUUUCUCCUGUUCCAAUCACAAGGUGACUUCAGUUUCUAGUGCUAUGACCGUGACUUCAUAA